Molecule: messenger RNA, 795 nt
Organism: Macrosiphum euphorbiae (potato aphid)
Lineage: Eukaryota; Metazoa; Arthropoda; Insecta; Hemiptera; Aphididae
Source: the annotation of a GenBank genome assembly
AUGUUACCCCGAAUUACCGAUCAACAUGUAGUGCCAGAAAAAAUUUCGAAAAUGAAGGUGAAAUGUGCGACUCAAAUUUUUUCACAGCGUGUGUCAUCCACUAUGAUGUUUUUGUCAUCUAAAAAUUUAAUUGAUCCAAGUGCUAAUGACACAGCAAAAAUAUGUUUGUUCUUCGAUAAGCUAUUCGAUUCCUUGAAUGGUAGUUUUGAUGGAGUAAUAGAUGGGAAAAUUUAUAGAACAUCAAUAAAAAAGAACUCUCCUCAUCAUGCACUUUGGGCGGAACGUCUUCAAGUUCUUUCCACAAUGAAAUUUGUUAAUAAAAAUGGAAAAACAUGUGUUGUACCAACCAUAGAGAAUUGGAUGAAAACAAUACGAGGUUUUCAAAAAUUGUUUAAAACAUUGUACAAUUAUGGCAUUCGGUCACUCUUACCACGACAUGUAAAUCAGGAUUCUGUAGAAUGUUUUUUUGGUGCAGCACGUAGUGUCAGCUCAAGUGAUCCAUCAUGCCACGCAUUUGCAUCAGCAUAUAAAACAUUAUUGUUGAACAAUUUAAUGUCAUUUAAUUCACCAGGCUCAAACUGUGAAGAUAUAGUUGAAGCAAGUCUAACAUCUUAUAGAAAUUUAAUUAUUAAAGACCCUAAUGACAUGAAUGUGGUACAAAAUAAUUGUAACAUAACUGUCGAUUUACCUGUAACCAUUUUUAACGUGCCAAUGGGUAUUAAUAUUUUACGGGAGAAUGUUCAUACCUAUAUAGCUGGAUACAUUUUAAAAAAAACUAAACAAAAACUUAUUUAA